This is a messenger RNA of Sporothrix schenckii 1099-18, 309 nucleotides long. RefSeq lists its product as uncharacterized. Lineage: Eukaryota; Fungi; Ascomycota; Sordariomycetes; Ophiostomatales; Ophiostomataceae. The record is from RefSeq and is a predicted model, not a curated record. The transcript has a single exon. The coding region runs from base 1 to 309 and encodes 102 amino acids.
AUGUACACCUGCAUCGACUGUGGCCGUGUUGAUCCUGGCCCCGACCUUGACCGAACCAAACCUUCCUUUCUUGGCAAAGCCUCGACUACCGCCGCCGCCUUGCUGUGUCUCUGCGGCUUGCGUCCUGUUCUGUCGACAUUCAUCUUUGUUGCUCAUAUCGAUGAUCCGCAUCCCCAGGUCGACAUCGACCAUCAAUCUUCGCCCAUCGACUUCGACCAUCGACUUCGUCCAUCGAUCGUCGACGCCCAUCUCUCGACAAACAUAAAAGACGGCGUCCUGCUCUUCCUUUUCCAGCAACGUCGUGUUUAA